This is a messenger RNA of Daphnia pulicaria, 5048 nucleotides long. RefSeq lists its product as uncharacterized. The record is from RefSeq and is a predicted model, not a curated record. The transcript has 9 exons. The coding region runs from base 67 to 5001 and encodes 1644 amino acids. Lineage: Eukaryota; Metazoa; Arthropoda; Branchiopoda; Diplostraca; Daphniidae.
UGAGAAUUGAGAUUAAAUAGGAAAACAAUUAUUGUGCAUCAUUCUCAGACAAUAACAAAAAGAAAUAUGUCAGCUUCUAAUGAAAGGUGCUGCUUUGUUGAUAAGAAAUUAUUAACGAAAGCUGUGAAUUUUGAAAACCAAGGUAGUUUGGUUGAUUUUGCAUAUGGAGAACAAUUGCCAGUGGAACAAUUCACUUUGAACAUUAUAGCUGUUAAAGAACUUGACAAAGAUGUCAAGAUACCAGUUUCUUUUAAGAAUAUCGGGAGGCUGAAAGAGGUUGCAAAUAAAUCAACAGCUGGCAGUGCGAGAUACAACAUACAUGUUGAUCCUUCUGAAAGACACGAGUGGGAGAUCAGUGCAUCAGCAUUAUGUGAUCCAACCUUUGAUGGCCUCGGUUUAUCAUCCUUGAUCAGCUGCUUCUUACGACUGCCCACUAAACUGAUGAAUGUCAAAGUACAGAUUCAAAAACUUAUGCUUCACAAACAUGGUGGUCAAUCGUGCAACAAAAUCAAAAACCCUGGUUGCUGUGGUGUUGAUGGUAAAUUUGGUACUGCGAUCCUUCAAGUGCCAGUUGAAGGAGGGCACCAAGGUGGGUGUUUAAGUGUCGAAUAUAAAGGAAGAAAUCAAGCUUUUGAAAACCAUGCAAGAAGUGACAGCAACUUUUACAUCACUACCUUUUUCGACUGUUGCGAACAUUUUAUGGAACCCGUCACGCAAGGAUACCAAUUAACCCUCGUCUUUGAUCUCAUUUGGACAAAUGCCAAUAUCAGAAUUCCCCAAGAUUUUCCUGUGUUUCUUACCUCUCUGAAACAAGUUAGAGAAGUACUGAAAUCGUGUCUGAUUCAAGUCAAGCAGGAAGACUCCCUGGAUUCGAAAGAUAGUGAACUAGAAGAUUCCGAGUCUGAAGAGAUCGAACUUUCUGCUCAUAACACACACGAUUUCCUGUACUCAGAGAAGGAACUGAAAGAAAAUAUUUUUUUCUUCGUUCUACACGACAAAUACGAUAUCGAUAAUUUUGCAUUUGAAUUCCUUUGCAGCCAAGAUAGAAAAGCGGCCGAACUACUCAAAAGCUGCGGUUUCCUCGAUGUUCACCUGGCGAUGGCCACAAAUUCAAUUCAACAGAUUUACGACAAAGAUUCUGUCGACUUCAAUUCAAUUGAAAAAUUGCGCUGGAUAGAUUCUGAUGAUGUGGUUAGAAACUUAAGCAUCGAAUUGAAAUCGAACGAGCAUUUUGUUGGACGGAUUGAAGAUCGUUUUUCAUCGAGUAGGACCAAACUGGAUCAAGAUAAGAAAAUGGAAAAUCGAGGAGAAAACAGUGAACAUCACGGAGUACUUGUAAUUUGGCCCAAACAUCAUUCUUUCCAGAUGUACUGCCGAUAUGGUCUCCAGUCACUUCUCAUCCGGAUGAGCAAAUCAUUGGUGUCAGCGCCCAACUGGAAGGAAGAAACGCGACAACAAGUCAAAAACGAAUUACGGCAGCUUAUUUCGUUUUGUUGCGCCGAACCUGAAAAAGUGUGGACGUUGGCUGGAAUGGAAAAUGGUGAACUGACGUUAAGAUUGUUCCGUUUCUGCAUCACCCUGAGGGCUCGUGAAGAGGGCAUCGAUCUCUUGAACCUUGUCUGCUCCAAUUUUUAUGAAGAGUCCCACGACAUUGAGAAGUUUGAAGGAAUUCAAACCGAGGAAGUUGCUCAGACAAUUGCGGAAUUCCUGUGUGCCGAUUUUGUGCGCCAAGUCAGUGAUCGGGACGAUGUCGCUGAAUUAAUUAAGCGAAUUAUCUCUUCGAGCCGGAUUAUUGCCAAACAGUUAAUCCCGAUUGUCAAGCUGGGAAAAUGUUUUCUUGAUUUCAAUUUCAAGGAAGGAGCUAUAAUGAUUGGAGAGGCUGUAUCUUCCUCAUUCACUAAUAUCGACUUGCUUAAAGCUUCACAAUCAAAGCAGUCCCAUGUAGAAUCCUAUAUGGACAUGAUUGUGGCGUUGGAGAUGAAUCCUGAAACCGCCAGCAGAGAGAGGAUCGCCUCAUUUUUUCUUUUCUUUUCCAAGCUACAGCUAUCCAUGCAGUGUCGAUUUUUUCUCGAUUUUGAAACCAGAUUCUGCUCACAUUCGAAGAAGCACCCGUCCUGUCAACCCAUUCUAUAUGGUUUAUGCCAGAAGAUUUUGGCGAUUACUUGCAACAUUUACGCGCCGUCCGUCAAGUGUUUCGCCGUGGACUUGGUGAGCUGUUUUCUUCGGCUUGGAAAUGGCCAAUGGCUUGAAACUGUCAUCUCUAAUGUGUGCCGAGAGCCAACUGUAUCGGAAAGCCAGACAUUUAUCCUGAUGAAGAAGGAUUUGAUCGAAAAAUUGAUUACUUCGCCCGUCAUCUAUCAGUUGGCUACCACUUCUGAACUGGGCCAGUCCGUCAUGAUUCCUAUUAUCUGCGGAUCAUUUUUGCCUCUUGUGGAGGAGAAGUCAACCGCCAUGCCACGCCGAGAAGUGAUCCUGGAAAUGGUGAGGUGGCUCCAGUCAGGCGACGAGUCCCAAACGCAUACGCUUCUUCAGCAUGUCUGUGUUAAUGAAAUAUGGGCCCAUCAGGAAAAGCAGAAGCUAUUCCGAAUGCUCAUUUCAACGUCUGACAUAUGGGCGAAUUUGAAUUCCAGUUCGAAGUUGAUGGUAUUGAAAACUUGUAGUGAUCUCGUUUUGUUGGGGAUCUCGGAAGUCAAACAACUAUUGAACUCUAGCGACCUUUCAAACAGUACGUCUCUGCUCGUCGACUGUGUCCAAUUCUUCAUCGACGUCGAAAAAAAUCAUUUCUGUGAUGCAGAGAAUAAUCGAUUGAUUACUUCUCGUGUUCUACAGCAGCUGAUGACAAAGAUAUCGACCCCACAACUAAUGGAACUUGUUUUUAAUCUUGGCUUAUCUACACUUUCUGACAUCAAGCGAUUCCCUCUCUGCAUUGACUGGUAUCGUAAUGCUUGUCAACUCUUUUUUCAGCAAGACUUCGUCCAUUUGGUUAACUCCGUGGGAGAUGUAGUAAAGAAGAUUUUUGAUUGCCUUUUGUGGCUGAACGACGAACUUUGCUGGGAAAGCUUUAAAGUUCAAAUUUGUAAAUCCUUUCCUUCUGAGGAAGGAAAUCUUUUUGUGCACUUUGUAAUCAGCAAUGAAGCCCUUCAAGAAACUCUUGUGGGAGCCCCUCUUGGUCUAAACGCUUUUAAUCGCAUCUUGGAUCACUGGAUAGAAGAGUCAAGUCCGAAAAAGAAUCCACCAGCUGUCGACUGGAGUAUGCCCCAAACUUCAUUUCCUGCCUGUCCCGAAGUAGAAACAUGUCUUCGUUCGUCGGAAGAAAGUAUGACCUAUUCAAAAUUUCGUGGCAUCAAAGAAGCUCGUCAGUUAGGCAAAUUACUCGACAAAUCAGGACCAAAAAAUAGAGUCAGUGUUCAUUCAUCCGUUGGCGGACUUGGAAAAAAUGCAUUUUACGAAAUAGAGAAGAAAACUUGUGAUGAUGAAAUCUUGAAAACAUUUCAUGCCAGACAAUCGGAGCUAUGGCAAGUGGAAAAGUUGCGCAUUGACCUACAAGAACGCGUCAAAUCAAUCAGUAAGACAGAAAUACAACUCCCGCUGCCUGUUGAUUUCAGUUUAGCUGUUUUACCGACGAUGCCUACUGAUCACAUCACAUCACACUUCACAGAAAUCCUGCCCAUGAAUAUGCAGAACGAGAUGGGCAUUCCGAAUAUCAAGGUCGAAAAUGAAAAGGCUAGUGGGUGUCUUAUUUUGUCUGCCGAGUCUGAGUUGUUCCCAUCCGCCAGCGCAACUGACGUCGCCACUGAACAUAUUCAGGAAGAGAAAAGUGAAGAAAAUCACGACUAUCCUCCUUUGACGCCACCGAACGAAGCACCGUCGAGUGACUCGAUUUCCUGUGGCAUAUUUCCUGGUGCAGGUCCUUCUAUUGAUUUUCAGGAUGGACACAUGGUUUCCGUCGGUGACAUACACCAGAAAAGUAGCUCAGAGUCCAUUCAUUCAUUGCCAACUUACCUGCCUUCGGUCGCUGCCUUAAAGGAAGCUGCUAAGAAAGCUCGUGACUGGAACAGCCUUCUAGAGGUUUUACAGAAGUUGGAGUACAGCCCUUAUCUUGAGGCGCUUGAAAGCUGGAUGUCCAAAGCCAAACCGAUUGCGAUAAGAUUGGAUUCGCUUGACGAACUCGAAAAUCAGAUCGCCGCUGCCCACGCCUGGCGCGAAAGAACUGCAAAAACAUUUUUACGAAAGAACUCAUAUUAUUCCCUGAUCGAAGUCCUUUCCCCGAAACUCGACGUAUUAGUUGAAUCACGUUUCCGACGCCGUCGACCCAAAGAAGAUCCCUUCAACCCAAUCAACGUGACUCACGUAAUCACCCUUGAGGCAGAGAAGAAGGAAGAUCCUCGACUGAUCGUUGAAUCUUUCAAAGAGAGUGAAAACAACGAAUUAACUAGCUUCAAGCGUAUCCGAGUUCAAAACAUUCAAAAAAAAGUCCAUGAUGAUCAAGGCCUUGCUCAUUACUGUAUAUGCCAAGGCAAAGCCCAGGGAGGCAUGAUCGAAUGCGCACUCUGCAAAGAAUGGUUCCAUCUUUCGUGUUUAAGGGGAGCGAAGCAACAAGGUCCAGGGGCCAAAAACAAGACAAAUGGUGAAGACAAUGCGAUCAGCGGAAUCAAAGAUGGCCGUUACCUCUGUGGCUAUUGUUGUCGUUCGAGACGGCCUCGUCUUGAAACGAUCCUCUCGUUGCUGGAGUCUUUACAAAAACUUCCCGUUCGAUUACACGAGGGUGAAGCUCUUCAGUGUCUCACCGAGAGGGCCAUGAACUGGCAGGAUCGAGCUCGUCAGCUGCUAUCUACUGAAGAGUUAACAGCAUGUCUGUCUCAGUUAUCUACCAUGUUGCAACGUGCUACUGACGCUUCUUCUCAGAAGAAAAUGGAUAGUAAGACUGGAUCAAAUGAGCUUCAAAAAUUGUCGGUGAGCGGAGAGCACCGCGAUUUCUUCAGUGGCAGCGAAGAGUCAUAGGACAGCGAAUGUACAGCUAGAGACAGCAUUCCAGAAGUUGGCGAACA